CAGGGCCAAGUCUGUAGAUUAUGCACUGCCCGAUACCUGUGUCCCACUUCAUGUCAGAGGGUGGAGGGUUAUGGAAGGUGCUUUCACUAGCCAGAGAAAUACUUGUAAAGUUUCUUCCCUUUGGUUUUGUUGUGUGUGUGGUUUUGUUUUGUUUUGUUUUGUGUUACUACGUAUGAAACCCAGGGUCUCAAGUGUGGAAGACAAGCAUUCAGCCAUUGAGCUACACCCUCAAGUCUGCUUUUGGGUUUGUUUGUUUGAGACGGUCUCCUAAAUUGCCAAGCCUGGCUUUGAACUUGCUAUCUUCCUGCCUCAGCCUCCCUAGUGGCUGAGAUUAUAGGCCUACCAUACCCCACCCAGCAGUAGUUGGUUCCUCUACUGACCUCCUGAACAUUGCACAUGGGGCCUGGCAAACUAUCUUCCUGCCAGGUCUGCCUGUUGUCAACAAGGCUACUCAACAUAAAUGAUACCCAUCUGAUUACCUUCUCUAACUCCAUUCUCUGAGCAUCUUCAGCUUCCUGUGCUUUAACUUUAUCCAGUGUGAAUUAACUCAUUAGGUCAAUGAAUGUUUACUUUCUACUGUGUACCACGCCAGUGUUCUAUCUGGAUAGGCAGUCAGUCAGAAAACAGUUGAAAGUUCUUGUAUUCAUGGAGCAUCCAAUCUAGUAAUCACACCAUACUGUAAUCUCUUGUUCCUAGGUCAACCUCUGCUACCAAAUUUAGAGUUCCUGGAAGACAGGGGCAGGUUCUGACUCUUCUCUGUGACCUAAGCCACUGAAGACUUGAAUUUUCAGGUUAUUCCCCCUAAGGACUCCCCUACCUGGCCUGUACUCCUGCGUUCCCUAAGCAGGAGCCUCUAUCCCAGGCACAGGUAAGGACCAUGUCCCCUGCAAUUGCGCUGGCAUUCCUGCCACUGGUGGUGACAUUGCUGGUGCGAUACCGGCACUACUUCCGACUGCUCAUGAGAACUGUCUUGCUGAGGAGCCUCCGAGAUUGCUUGUCAGGGUUACGGAUUGAGGAGCGGGCCUUCAGCUAUGUGCUCACCCAUGCCCUGCCUGGGGAUCCUGGUCAUAUCCUCACCACCCUGGACCACUGGAGCAGCCACUUCGAGUACCUAGGCCACAUGGGGCCUGUCAAAGGUCAGAUCCUAAUGCAGCUGGUGGAAGAGAAGGCCCCUGCUUGUGUGCUGGAGCUUGGCACCUACUGCGGAUAUUCCACACUGCUUAUUGCCCACAUCCUGCCCCCUGGGAGUCGCCUUCUCACUGUGGAGCAGGAUCCACGCACAGCAGCAGUGGCUGAGAAAGUCAUCCGCCUGGCUGGCUUCGAUGAGCACACGGUGGAGCUCAUUGUUGGCAGCUCAGAGAAGGUGAUUCCAUGCCUACGAGCCCAACAUCAGCUGAGUCAGGCAGACCUGGUGCUCCUGGCACACCGGCCCAGAUAUUACUUGCAGGACCUGCAGCUGUUGGAGGCCCAUGCUCUGCUGCCAGCUGGUGCCACUGUGUUGGCUGACCAUGUGCUCUUUCCUGGUGCACCCCGCUUCCUGCAGUACGCCAAGAGCUGUGGCCACUACCAUUGCCGCCUGCACCACACUGGCCUCCUAGACUUUCCUGCCAUUAAGGAUGGCAUAGCCCAGCUCACCUAUGCUGGACCUGGUUGAGGUCCAGGACGAGAAGUAUUUACUUAUUCACUCCCAUCUCCACCCAAGAACAUCCCCUUCCCUCCCUAUUUGGUGCCCAACACAUGCUGGGCUCAUGGUUGGGGAGGCCAACUCUGCCCCUUUCCAGCCUCCACACUGAUCUGAAGCGUCAAAUCCUAUCAGACUGCCUGGUCCCACUGGUCCCCUUCCUUGUAGAGAGCCAUGGACUUAGACCAAGAGGCCCAACUUCCCAAGCCAGCUGUCUGGUUUGCUGGGCGACUCCAGGCAAGUCCUGCCCUGCUCUGAGAUUUAAUUUGCUCCUUUAACACACUAAGAUAGCUAGCUAGGAGAGUGCUAAGGCCUCCUAGCUCUGUGCCUCAGGAAACCUCCCCUCACCAGCCCUGACGUCAUGGGCAGGAUUAAAGGAAAUACCAGAUAAGUGGCCCUGCAGGAAUGGCUGGGUGCAAGCUGGUGCACAGAAGCCAG
This is a messenger RNA of Heterocephalus glaber (naked mole-rat), 2119 nucleotides long. The record is from RefSeq and is a predicted model, not a curated record. NCBI's taxonomy places the organism in Eukaryota, Metazoa, Chordata, Mammalia, Rodentia, Bathyergidae.